This is a messenger RNA of Acanthopagrus latus (yellowfin seabream), 1070 nucleotides long. Its product is annotated as arylamine N-acetyltransferase, pineal gland isozyme NAT-10-like. The record is from RefSeq and is a predicted model, not a curated record. The transcript has a single exon. NCBI's taxonomy places the organism in Eukaryota, Metazoa, Chordata, Actinopteri, Spariformes, Sparidae. The coding region runs from base 39 to 896 and encodes 285 amino acids. Gene Ontology annotation, molecular function: acetyltransferase activity.
UUAGUCAUGGGCUAAAGUCAUCUUUAAAAACAGCGAGAAUGUCUUCCGUUGACAUGGACUUGAAGAAGUAUCUGUCCCGCAUUGGGUAUGCGGGCCCCGUGGAGCCCAGCCUGGACGUGCUGCGGGCGGUCCACAUCCGCCACCUGCUGUCGGUUCCGUUCGAAGACCUCACGAUACACAGCGGCGGACGAGUCAGACUCGAACCCCCUCUUCUGUUCGACAAGAUAGUGAACCAGCGCCGGGGAGGGUUCUGCUGUGAAAACAACGGCCUCUUCUCGUGGCUGCUCAGAAACAUGGGCUUCCAGGUCACCGUGGUCUCGGGCCAGGUGAUGAGCAAGAACACAGGUCGUUACGGGCCACCUUUUGAUCAUCUUAUCAACAUGGUGACCCUCGACGGGUGUCGCUGGCUGUGUGAUGUCGGGUUCGGUUCCUCAGGCUUCAGCGCCCCCCUUUCACUGGACAUCAAUGGCCCCCAGGAGCAGGGCCACAGAGUUUACCGCAUCAGAGAGGACAAGGGGAUGCUCUUUCUGGAGUGGCAGGGGGAGGAGAACAAGGGGCCGGAUGGAAUGUGGGCAGAGAUCUACAAGUUCACACUUGAACCUCGGUGUUUGGAGGACUUUGUGGAGAUGUGCCAGUACCACCAAAGCUCUCCAUACUCCAUCUUCUUCUGCAAGUCCCUCUGUACGAUGUUAAAGCCAGGUGGAAGGCUCACCUACAUUGGCCACAGACUGACCACCACCACAUAUCCAACAGAUGGAACAGAGUUGGAAACCACAACCAGGGAGCUGAAAGAUGAGGAGAUCCCGGGUAUCCUAGCAGAGCAAUUUGGAAUUGUACUGAAUUCUCCUCUCAUACCAAAGGAUGAGACAGUCACACCAGUACCAGUCAUGUAUUAAUGUUUCCACACGGGAUAUCUUAAGACCUGCCGAGGCAAAAUUAUAUGAACAAUCUUCUCAUUGAAAUGACAGCAACAGCUAUGAUCCAAGAUUUUCAAGUACAUUUUGAAUAAUCUGCUGCAUGGUGUGUGGCUCAGAUCAUAAAACAAAAACCAAAAUAAAGAUAAAUUGUCA